This is a messenger RNA of Sciurus carolinensis (gray squirrel), 2773 nucleotides long. RefSeq names its product RNA binding motif protein X-linked 2 (gene Rbmx2). Bases 52 to 1167 code for a protein of 371 amino acids. Gene Ontology annotation, biological process: mRNA splicing, via spliceosome. The record is from RefSeq and is a predicted model, not a curated record. Gene Ontology annotation, molecular function: RNA binding. Gene Ontology annotation, cellular component: catalytic step 2 spliceosome; U2 snRNP; precatalytic spliceosome. Lineage: Eukaryota; Metazoa; Chordata; Mammalia; Rodentia; Sciuridae. The transcript is spliced from 6 exons.
GCAGCUUCGCCCGGAAGUUAAUCCUCGGGUGCCGAGCGCGAACUUGUGAAGAUGAACCCUUUAACUAAAGUGAAGCUGAUCAACGAGCUGAACGAGCGAGAGGUCCAGCUUGGGGUGGCGGAUAACGUGUCCUGGCACUCCGAGUAUAAAGACAGCGCCUGGAUCUUUCUAGGAGGGCUUCCUUAUGAACUGACUGAAGGGGAUAUCAUCUGUGUGUUCUCACAAUAUGGGGAGAUUGUUAACAUUAAUCUUGUGCGAGACAAGAAGACUGGGAAAUCCAAAGGGUUCUGUUUCCUCUGCUAUGAAGACCAGAGGAGCACAGUUCUGGCUGUUGACAAUUUUAAUGGGAUCAAGAUAAAAGGAAGAACUAUUCGUGUGGAUCACGUGUCUAACUAUCGGGCUCCUAAGGACUCAGAAGAAGCGGAUGAUGUGACCAAAGAAAUCCAGGAGAAGGGCUGUGGAGCUGACACCCCCUCAUUGAGUUCAUCUGAGAGUUCUGAAGAUGACAAACCUACAAAAAGGCACAAAAAAGAGAAAAAGGAAAAAAAGAAAAGAAAGAAAGACAAAGAGAAGACUGACAGGGAGGUAAAGGCAGAGCAGCCAUCCUCUUCAUCUCUCAAAAGCAAGACAAUAAAAGAAAAGGAUGACCCUGUCCCUAAGAAGCAGAGCAGUAAGAACUCAGAGAAGGUUCAGAAGUCUGAAUCCAGAGAGGGACAGAAGCACUACCCACGUUCCCCUGAUGUCAGGACUUCCUGCCAUGGUAGAGGAGAGGGCCCAGAGAGGGAACUCAAGAAGGAGAAACUCAAGCAUGAGCACAAGCCCUCAAGCAGGAAGGAGGCAAGAGAAGACAAGAAUAGGGAUAGGGAUAGAGGGCGAAGCUCAGACACACAUUCUAGCCGGCGCAGUGGGCAUUCUGAAAGGUGGAGUCACCGAAGUAGAAGUAGAAGCCAUGGGCGUUCUGAAAGGUGGAGUCACCGAAGUAGAAGUAGAAGCCAUGGGCGUUCUGAAAGGUGGAGUCACCAAAGUAGAAGUAGGAGCCAUGUGUAUCCUGAAAGGUGGAGUCACCGAAGUAGAAGUAGGAGCCAAGAUAAAUCCCGUAGACCCAAAAAGGUCCUACGCUCCCAGGAGCGGGAGACUUCCGAUCCCAGUGAUCACAGGCGGCACUGAGCCUGUUCCAGCUGCCUGGUUAAUUUGAAAAUGAACUGUUUUUAAAAAAUGUAAUCAAAUUCAGUUGUGCUGUUAAUAUUUCCAUAUAUAAAAUCUUUGUGACUGAAUUCUUUUAAUCCCUUGUAUAGUAGAUUUGUUGAGAAGAUUGUAAUUUCAACAGCCAGAUAUCUUGAAUUUUUUGGUGCAGUCCAUUGUCCCUGGGAAUAUACUUGAUACUUAGAGUAUGUGUCCUAAAUUUUGGUUCAUAAAUACGGUCCUUGAACCCAUAGACCAAUUUGAGGUGAAAUUGCCAGAAAGGGAAAAUACCAGAUAAUUCUAGAAUUGUAUUGAUUUUGGUAGGUGUUUAGAACCCAGGAUUAUAGGACCUUUUCAGUUGGCUGGUGGAACUAUAUAGAAGUGUGGCUUCAUAGGGAUUGGUAGGGUUUCUAAAAUUAGCCAGUUCCCUCCCUUGCUCUCCCUUGAAAAACACUUUUUAAAUACCUUUUUUUGGUUGUUUUGUGGUUGAUAAAUCUUUCUGCAUCUUUUUCCUUAUUAUUUAUUUAUUUAUUUAUUUGUAUUGAGGUGAAAUUCGCAUAACAUAAAAAAGUGAACUAUUUUAAAUACUUCAGUGGCAUUUGGUAAUUGACAGUGUUGUACAACCACCACCUCUAAUUCCAAAAUAUUUAUAUCACCCCCAAAUGAAACUCUUUACCCAUUAAGCAAUAACUCUUCAUUCUUUUCUUUUCCCAGUCCUUGGCAACUGUCAGUAUGUUUUCUAUUUCUCUGAAUUUACCUCUUUUGGCUAUAAAGUGAAAUCAUACAAUAGUGGCCUUUUAUGUCUGGCUUCUUUCACCUAGUAUGUUUUCAUGGUUUGGCCAUAUCACAGCAUGUGGCAGUACUUCUUUUUUUUUUUUUUUUUUUUGAAACGGGUUUGUUUUAUCUUGUCUAAGGCUGGUCUCUUAAUUCAUGGGCUUACGUGAUCCUCCCACCUUAGCCUCCCAAGUAACUGGGACUGCAGGUGUGUACUACCAUGCCUGGCUCACACUUCAUUCCUUUUUAUGGCUGCAUAAUAUCCCAUUGUACAGAUUAUAACAUUUUGUUUAUGGAUGGAUAUUUGAGUUGUUUGUACCUUUUGGCUAGUCACCUCCCUUUUUGUGUUCCAGUUAUAUUAGGCUUCCUUCUGGGCUUAGUUCACUUUUUCAAGUAGCAAUUCUUGUAAUGAUGGGAACACUCGUCAGCCCUGGUUGUCUUAGCAGUUCUUUCUUAUUGUCAGUCUUAGUUUUCUUAUUAGUCUAAAAUAUUUCCUUGGUUGGAACAUUCACAGAACCUUUAAUGUUUCUGCUCAUUUGUUAAAAUUCAGUUUCUUUUUUUUUGAAAUCCUGAGCUCCUUUUUAGCUUCUUUUCUUUUUAAAAAAAUUUUGUUCAUUGUUUUUAGAUAUAUAUGACAGCAGAGUGUAUUUUGACAUAUUAUACAUAGAUGGAGUACAUCCCAUUGCAAUUAGGAUUUCAUUCUUGUGGUUGUACAUAAUGUGGAGUUAUACUGGUUGUGUAUUCAUUUAUGAGCAAAGGAAAGAUAUGUCCAGUUCAUUCUACUGUCUUUCCUAUUCCCUUACCCCUUCCCUUUUCU